AUGGCUUCUGAGAACAAGGUCAACAACGAGCCGUUCUACCUCCGCUACUACUCUGGUCACCAAGGACGAUUCGGCCACGAAUUUUUGGAGUUUGACUUUCGCGUGCUGGGCGACGGUCGCAGCGCGUCUACCCGUUAUGCGAACAACUCCAACUACCGUAAUGAUUCGUUGAUCCGAAAAGAGAUGUGCGUGAGCCAUGCGGUGGUCAAUGAGAUCCGGCGGAUUGUGAAGGAUAGCGAGAUCUUGAAGGAAGACGACACCAAAUGGCCACAGAAGAACAAGGACGGCCGACAAGAACUGGAGAUCAGGCUUGGAAACGAGCACAUUUCUUUCGAGACCGCAAAGAUUGGCUCUCUACAAGAUGUACAGGACUCGUCCGACCCUGAAGGUCUCCGCGUCUUCUACUACCUUGUGCAGGACCUGAAGGCGUUGGUCUUCUCACUGAUCAACUUGCACUUUAAGAUCAAGCCGAUUUGA
Molecule: messenger RNA, 477 nt
Organism: Didymosphaeria variabile
Lineage: Eukaryota; Fungi; Ascomycota; Dothideomycetes; Pleosporales; Didymosphaeriaceae
Gene: MAGO2
Product: Protein mago nashi 2
Exons: 7
Coding region: 1-477 (158 amino acids)
Biological process (GO): RNA splicing
Cellular component (GO): nucleus; exon-exon junction complex
Source: RefSeq, a predicted model, not a curated record